Messenger RNA from Juglans microcarpa x Juglans regia, 1366 nucleotides. Its product is annotated as dof zinc finger protein DOF3.6-like. The coding region runs from base 165 to 1121 and encodes 318 amino acids. The transcript is spliced from 2 exons. Gene Ontology annotation, biological process: regulation of DNA-templated transcription. The record is from RefSeq and is a predicted model, not a curated record. Gene Ontology annotation, molecular function: DNA binding; DNA-binding transcription factor activity. NCBI's taxonomy places the organism in Eukaryota, Viridiplantae, Streptophyta, Magnoliopsida, Fagales, Juglandaceae.
AAUAAGAGCAAAGUAAACAAAAGCCUCUCUUAGCUGCUUUCCUCCUUCUCCUCUUUAAUUCUCCUUUUCCUUUCUUUCUUGGCUCUGGUAUUCCCUUAGUGUGAUUCUCCACCAUAUUUCCAAAAGACCCAUCAAACUUUAAUAAAGAAAAAAGAUCAAAAACCAUGGUUUUCUCGUCUGUUCCACUCUAUUUAGAUCCUCACAAUUGGCAGCAGCAACCUAAUCAUCAACAAGGAAUCGACACUCAAAAUCCGCAGCUUCUUCCACCAGUAGUACUGCCCCCGCCAGCCGGCCAUCAUGCCGGCGGUGAGGCUGUCUCGAUCAGGCCUGGUUCGAUGGCUGAUCAAGCCAGGUUAGCAAAGAUACCGCAGCCAGAAAUAGCUCCCAAGUGUCCCCGCUGUGAAUCCACCAAUACUAAGUUUUGCUACUUCAAUAAUUACAGCCGUUCUCAGCCCCGUCACUUCUGCAAGACAUGUCGGCGUUACUGGACCAGAGGGGGUGCCCUUAGGAAUGUUCCAGUGGGUGGGGGUUGCCGUAGAAACAAGAAAAACAAAAGCAAUCGCAGCACUAAGUCUCUGGCUGCCGCUGAGAAACAAACGGGUCCUAACUCUAGCAGUGCAACUCCCUCAUCUGCCUGUGCCCCAGAUCAGAUAAUUGGCCAUUUUUCACAGCAAUCACCUCAUCAAUUACCCUUUCUAACCUCUUUACAGAAUCUUACCCGCUAUGGUAUGGGAAAUAUUGGCUUAAACUUCAGUGACAUCCAGGCACAGACUGAUUUGGGGUAUCAGAUUGGAAGCAGUUCAGGUGCAAGCAACGCGAUUUUAUCUAGUACAGGAGGAGUAGAUCAGUGGCGUUUGCAACAAUUCCCUUUCAUGGGUGGCUUUGAAUCACAGGCAGGUCUAUACUCAAUUCAAAGUGAAGGUGUCGAAUCACCAUCUCCUUUAGCUGGAGAUACUGAGCUAAGGACUAUGACGUCAAAUUCUAGGGUUUCUCAGCUUCCUCCAGUGAUGAAAAUGGAAGAAAGACAUGGGCAGAAUUUAUCUGCAGGUCUCAACUGGGGAGGAAAUUCAUGGACAGAUUUAUCAGGUCUUCACUCUUCUUCCACCAGCCAUCUGCUGUAAUUCUGAUAUUUCUGGAUCUUCAUAAGCUCAUCUUGAAGCUAAAGCCUUAAUCCAGAAUUUAGAUUUCCAUUUAACAGAUUUCAACUGCAGAUUCCAAACGCUCAGACUGUAUUAUAUAUGUAUGAAGACCGGUCGAGAUGGCUAAUUAAAGGCUAUGAGGAAACUUGUAAUUCUCAUGCUGCAUGAUCAUCCUAGAAAGAACCCAAGAAAAUACUAGAAUUGAUCGUUUUCAUAUACUUUUUAAA